Engraulis encrasicolus (European anchovy) is the source of this 6907-nucleotide messenger RNA. It is a transcript of the gene qser1, whose product is annotated as glutamine and serine rich 1. NCBI's taxonomy places the organism in Eukaryota, Metazoa, Chordata, Actinopteri, Clupeiformes, Engraulidae. The transcript has 14 exons. The record is from RefSeq and is a predicted model, not a curated record. Bases 375 to 5387 code for a protein of 1670 amino acids.
CUAGAACUAGAACCUAGAACUGUAAACAUGCACAGUUCUCAUUGGGGAACACAUCAAGACACAACUUCCAACUCCAACUAGAAGUCGGAAGUGCAUCUUGGGAAAUAAAUCAACAUGAGGAUCCGAUCCAAGUACCGUAGCACCACCAUGCACAGCCAGGACGAUGUUUGAUCCAGAGGACAUGCACCGUAAUAAUCAUACAUUAAUCUCUCGCUAGAAGUCACUGCCGCAGAUACACCGGUAUCUCACGAGUCGUCGGUGCGUCGGAUGUAUACAACGGGAAAAUGUGAUUGUUUCAACCGGACUCUUACUUGAAUGUGUGCCUACUUCACAAAGCUAUAUCGGGGACGUGCAUCACUCCCAAUCUCGACCGGAUGAUGGACAGGAAUUACCCGACUCCAAGCUUCGUAGACUCGCUUGCUCCUCCACCACAGACCGCAGCUUGGGCCUACGAGCGUAGCACCGCAUGCAUUAAACCAAGUUCCAGUUAUGGUGCAGCACACUUGGAGUCGGAACUUCUCCAGCGACAAACGUAUGCUUCCAGCCAAAUCCCAGCCUACACCACCGCGCAUCACCCAGCAGCUCUGUCUGGGGUCUUUGAAUCCAGUCUGCAUUCUUCUGGCAGUAACACUACUGAAACCUCAGUCAUGAACUUUCUCCCUACCAUUGAGUCCCGGGGCUUACAGGCUGGACCUGCAACUGCUUCUCUGCUCCCCCAGUUUAGGACUCCCUCCUGGCAGACAGCUGCCAACUCUUCAGCUACAGAACUGUUUCUCACUGGAGCCCUGCCUUCUGCUGGAACCUUCCCCGCGGCUGCCCUGUCCUCCUACCAGCACCCCACUGCCUUCCCCUCGCGGAGUUACACCACCACCCCACUUGCGAUCCAGGACGUCACCUACAGCUCUUCCAACGGCCUGCUGCCCCAAUCUUCCCAGGGUUCCGUGCCUACCGUCCUGGCCUUCGACCGGCUGCCCGGCUCCCCCGUAGCCCUCCCGCCCUCGUCCUCCACGUACCGCUCGGCCCAGGAGUCGGCCCCGCACCUCCUGCAACCUCAGUUCGGCCUACUGCACCCGACCCUGGCGGUGUCCUCCCAGCAGGCCGGUCAGCAGCCUUACGGCGCCCCAGUGUUCUCGGGCUCCAUCGAGCGAGCACUUCAACGCGAAUGUAGUGUGAUCAAGCACCACCAGCGGCCUUCCAGCAGCCAGUCGGUCCAGGGCUUACAGGGCUACCUGCCUGGCGAGAGCGACGUGUCCUUUCAGCAAGAGCCUUCGCGGCAAACCCCAGUGCCCUGUAGCCCGGCCGGGGACUCGGCCCACACGCUCAACGGUGGUGGUGGCCAGCAAAAGAUAACAUCUCAGUCGGCGUUGUCACAGACUCAGGCCUACCCUUCCUCCCCCGGGUUUUCGUCCUCCCCCGGAACGAAAGCCAAAGACUGUGCUUCCAAAAUCGCCACGCGUCCCGGCGACUCGUCGUCGCCAGUGCAGCAGAAGCAGAGCACUGUGAUCGCCUCCCACUCCCUGCCCUACACGCUGCCCAGUUUGUUGUCCGGCAGCCCCUCGCAAACCUAUAUCACGUCCCAGGCCCUCUCCAGCCAUUCGCAGACCUUCUCUGCAAACCCGACCGAGAAACUGCCUUCCCUCUACAAGUCGUUACCACCGUCAUUGUCCUCCGAGGAGUACAAUGCCCAGGUGCAAGGGCUAUGCAUAGGUGGCAACCCCUCGCAAAGCUUCUCCUCCAGCCACUCUCAGGGUCUGCCCAGUGUUAGCUACUACUCCCAAGGGCCAGCAACUGCCAGUUCCUCCCAGAGCUACGCCACUAUCUCCCAGUCCCCUUCCUUUGCCUCCAACCACGCCUCCAGUUUACCAAACUCAAACUCAGACUACAGCCUUGGCGGCAAGGCGGAUAAUUCACUAUUACAGCAGUCUCAGAAAUACUUACUGCAGUCGCAAUCCCCCGCCUCUUCCUCCUCCUCCUCCUCCUCCUCCACUGCCUCUCAUGCCCAAGCCUUACGGAACAACAGAGCCUCAGUGGAAUUAAAGCCAGCUUACAGCAAAGGCAAAGCAGAUGAGAGCGCCUUUCUCACGUCCAAAGAGGAUUGCGGAGAGCUUCCCCUUCAGGACGUGCAGGCGCUGCAGCAGGCCUCUCUGGGGACUCGGUCGCCUCAGCUCGUCAACAGCGAGGUGGGGGGAGCGCAGAACAACAACGUGGUGUACGUGGUGUCCAAAAUGGACGACCGGCACAACACCCAGAGCGUCAUACGGAGCAACUCCCGCACAGAGGACCAGAUGGUGGGGAUCUCCGGCAUGGACCACCCCAUGAAGAACGGCAGGCUGGGCUCCAUGAGCCAACACGGCCAACUCCUCCACGACUCUCACAACGUCAGGACGCCGCCCGGCCCAAAGAGCAACUCGGCAUUACUGCAGUCUUCCCACGUUUCCAACAUGGCUAAGGCCCCUUCGUCGUCGUCGUCGUCGCAGCAGGCGCAGACCAUCCGGACGCACCAUCAACAAGAUCAUUGCCAGUCCCCGCAAGGCUCGGCGCAGUACGUCCGUUCGCCAAACACCCAGAUCCUUCUAGAACCUUCCCAGAUGGUGUACCUUCAGCAGCAGGGCUCGCCGCAGACCGGGCCGGGAGCCUCCAAAGUGGCAAACCAAAUGCAGCAGCCAGUGCAGUAUCUCCACAUGAACAAUGGGAUCGGUCUCAACAUGGACAGCCCACAUUCGCACUCUCAUUCUUCUUCACAGCAGCAGCACCGGGGCCCUGACACGGGGGAGUCCUCCAAGCAGCACCUGUCACCAAAAGGUAGUUUCAGCCAGUCGAGUCAGCAGGACAGCAAGCAGCACUUUGCCCUCAGCUCCAUCUGCUUCCCAGAAUCCAUGUUGCUGGCGGACGAUCGCAACAUCCUGUCCAACGUCGAUGACAUCUUGGCUGCCACCGUGGCCGCUUGCGGUGUCGCUCCUUCCUCUGAGGGGGACAUGCCAUCGAUUGGCAAUCCCACGGACUCCUCCAAGUGUCACUACCAGUCAAAUGGGGGCAGGCACGAGUCUUCGGGCUACUCGUCGCAACACGCCAUCGUGGCCAACGCUUUGACGCUAAAUGGUGGUCAGCUGUCUGGGGACGUUCACAGGUACCCCAAAGACGAGCUCGGGGUACAGCAGUCGUACACGUUAGCCAACUCGCAAAUGUCACAAAGCACAGGUAUCAUUAACUCUCCGCACGACGUUAGCCGAUUACCUAAAGGGCAUCCCAUGAACGGUAACAGCAAUAUGAACAGUGGCGUUUCCUCCAACUAUCACCUGGCUGGCCAGGAGUGUUCGCCAUCAGGGCUCAUGGGUAAAGGCAGAGACAUGGGCCACGGCGAGAGCAUGAUGGGCAUCAAAAUGGAGAAUGGUUUCGACGACUGCGCCACUGACGGACUUCCAAAGAAAAAAUAUAGAUCAAAAGGUUCUUCCAAACUGAUGGCCGAGGAUGAGAAUGGCCAGGCAAGGCGAAGAAACAGUCAAGCCAAGCGUCAGAAUUCGAAAGGCAGCGACACCACGAGCUCGCCGUCUGCGUCUGAGGGCUGCCUGGACGGCUACCAGCAGCACGAAAGGAUGCGUCAAAAGAUAAGGGAAGUGGAGGAGAAACAACCAGAGGUCAAAACUGGAUUCAUCGGGUCCUUCCUAGACUUUCUAAAAUCCGGUCCAAAGCAGCACUACUCAUCUCCGCCUGUCAGAACUCCUAAUCGCGUCAGAAAGCCCCCUACUACUAACAGCAGGAGACCCCCGUGUCCGUUACAGAAACCUCACCACCCUCCUCCCCCACUGAUUUCGCACGGUUCGCAGCAUGAUUCGUCAGCAAAGCGAAUGGAUGAGGAGCUACAUAAAAACCUGGAAGCCCUUCCGUCCUUUUCGUCGGAUGAGGACGAAACGGCUGGAAGGAACCAAGACCUUCAGAAGAGCAUCUCCUCUGCUCUGUCGUGCCUGGAUGAGCAGUCGGACAAGAAGCAGAAAUUGGACAACAGAUCCAUAAGCGUAGUGGGGGGGAAGCAGGGCCACUCCAGUAAGCUGGCAUCAGCUGCCAAACCACAGGACCAGAAGCACCACCACCAGCAGCAGCAGCAGCAGCAGCAGCAGUCGUCAGCGGCACAGGAAAUCAACACCGAAGAGCUUCUGAAGAACGUGUCACCUGACAAGCUCGCCGCACAGCUGGGGACGGUGGCCAUCGAGGGCCUGACUGACGAGGAGCUGUCCGACAGCGGCGGCGAGGGGAUGUAUCGCGAGCGGGACGAGUUUGUUGUGAAGAACGAGGACAUCGAGAGCCUUAAGGUGACAUUGAAAACAGGACUGGAACCUCCAGCCAUCUGGAAAGUACAAAAGGCCCUGCUGCAGAAAUUCAUCCCGGAGCUGAGGGACGGGCGACGGGUGUUUUCAGCCACAAACAGCUACUUGGGGUACUUUGGAGACGCUAAGACGAUGUACCGGCGAGUGUAUGUGAAGUUCCUGGACACGGUCAACAAGAGGGAGUAUGUUCGGGUCUGCAGCAGGAAGCCCAGGUGUAAGCCAAUGCACUCUAUGAGAGGCUCUCAGGGCAAGGUGAUGCAUGGCCAGAGGAUGGGCCCCUCUGCAAUGUCUGACGCCUCCAUGAUGAAGUCCUUCCCACGGCAGCAGCCCAAGCAGCCCCGGCCCCGCGCAUCAGAGGCCCCGCCCAAGAAGAGGAGGAAGUGGAAGGAGCAGUUCGCCACCUCUCCCUGCGCCUCUUCUCCUGAGGCCAUGAGCGACGAGGAAGGCUAUGGGCCUUCAAUUCCGUUCAGUACACGCUGCCUGAACAGCAAGACGAUGAAGGAUACCUUCAGGAGCUACGUGGAACUGCUGAUCACAGUGGCCUUAGAUGCAGAGGUCAUGGACGCUCUGGAGAGGGAGAAUGAUGAUCUUUUGCUCCCCAACAUGAAGAGGGUAGAUGGCAUUAUCACAGACAACAGGAGACGACUACUGCCCAAACUGCGAAUGGGACAGCUGUUCAAGACCGCACUGGAUAACUUCCCGGAGAUCUCAGUGGUGACUGAGCUGAAAAAGGAUGGAGAGACUCCAACUUUUAAAGUGCGUCUGGGUGGCAAGGCUUACAACAGGAAAACUAUGAAGCCUUCCAAAUCCCCCAUGAAAAUCCCAUUGGAGUACACAGUGGAUCAGCACAAGACCCAGUGGUUCUCUCUCUACCACUCCCUUCAGCACUACAAAUAUCACACAUACCUUAUGUGCAAGGACGAGAUUACGUCUCUGCGGUCGCGAGAGGAGGCGCUGGGGCAGAUGGAUGCGGUGCAGACGUGCCUCGACAACAGGCCCUGGGUGGAGGGCCUCUACGACCGCCUUGGAGAGCUCCUCACGCAGGCGCAGCAGGUCUGCCCCUAGCUGAGACGCACACCAUGGUGGAGAGGGGGAGACAGAGGGAGAAAAAGAGAAGAUGACGACAAGACACCAUCGGUGCAUGGCUGCUAUCAGUGGAGAGACAGAUGUGGAGGAGAACGAGAGAGAUCAUCUGUGCAUGGCUGCUCAGAGGGGAGAGAAAGAAGAGAGAGGUGGAGGAGGAGGAGGAGGAGGAGGAGGAUGAGAGACCAUCAAUACAUGGCUGCUAUCAGAACGGACAGGAAACGGGAGUAAGAGGAGGAGACCAUCAACGCAUUGGUGCUAUCAAAGGGGAGAGGAAGAAGAGGAGUAGGAAGGUGAAGAUGAGGUGGCAAGAGGCCGUCAGAACAUGGACACUAUCAGAAGGUUCAGAAGUCCGGGUCACCCAACGGAGAUGGAUAGGGGAGGGGUCUUCGUUUGCCCCUCCCCCUGGUCCUAAAGCACUAAACAUGGAUGGUGAACAGGGUUGAGGUACAUUGUGCAACAGACAGACAGAGCUCUUAGCGAAUCACUCAGACCGGGGGUUGUCCUGGGGAGGCCAUCUUGGAAGUGUGGCACAAAGCAAAACAACAAACUAACAAAACGAAACAAACAAACAGAACUGACUUUCACUGAAACGUAGCUCUUUACGUUGUUUGUUUUACAGCUAGCUAGCUAAAGCUGCUUCUAGUUUUACAUUUUGUACAAAUAAAUGUCGCUGUUAUUUUGUUUUUGUUUUGUUUUUGUGUUGUUUUUGGGCUUCAUCGUGAUGGACCAGGACGGAAAAGCAUGCACUAGAUCCACAAAAGCAAAUUGCAUAGGACUUUUGAACACUUCCAAUCAGAUGUCAACAACUUUUUGAAAAAAGUUGGGAUGAUUAAGUACAUAGGUAGAUAUAUACAUAUAUAAAAAGUAAAUCUAUAUAAUCCAUUAUUAUAAUGGAGUGCCACAUUUAUAAAUAAUACUGUACAUUGUGUAAAGAAAGCUUUUUUGUCAGUACAUUCUUUCAAAGAUAAAUUUUACUUAAUAUAGAUUAAAAUGCCUUUUGUGCUUCAGAAACUCUGUUUUAACAAAGGAUACAUCUGAACAUGGAGUUGGUGCAAUUCUAAUACUGCUUUUUAUUAUAUUUUAUUGUAAUAAAUUGUAUUACCAUAACUAUUUUCUCUGAGAUAAAAGUACAUUGCUUUUGUACACUUUUUUUGUUUUUCUUUACAAAACUACAUUUUAUCUCACUAAUAGUUGUAUUUUUCACAGAAGGAAAUAUUAUGGUCAUUGGUUUCAUGUUCAUCUUUGUAAUAGACCUUUUUUCUGUUUUCAGAAGAGAAUCCCUAUACAUUUAUAUGUCCGUUACAUAUUGUCCACUAUGUACCCUAAGGUAAUUACUGUCUUUAUAAUAUUACGAGUUUGCCUCGGUUUUGAACUGAAUAUUAUGCCAACGGUGUCAGACUAGAGUUUUUGCUUUGAGAAGUGUAGCUGAGUUACACACUGCAAUUAUUUUCUGAUACAUUGAAAUAAAUUUCAUACUAAAUGAGCGUGUACUCGGUGAA